AUGGAGGAUUUGAAUGUGGAGAUGUUAAAGAACGAUAUGUUGAAGAAGAAUGUGAAUAAUAUGAGUAUAAUGAGGAGGAAUCUGGUGGUGAUGAGGAUGAAUUUGAUGGCGAUGAGGAUUUAUGUGAUGAGGAUGAAGAAGAGUUUGAUGUUAAUAAAGUUAGUGCCAUGGAGUAAAGAACUGAUACUGACACCUGCUUUUGUUCAAGUUAAUGAUGACGAAAAAAUCACAGAAGAAAAUCAUGAUGAAGAUUAUGGGAAUGAUUUUCUGAAUGAUCAUGAAAAUGUUGAAGAUGAUGAUCAAGGGAAAUGUUGUGGUGCUCAUGGGAUUGAAGUGGUCCAUAUUAGGACAAUAUUGGUAAAAAUGAUGUUGAAGGAAGGUGUAUAUUUUAGUCAAUUCAUGUGCGACCUAGUUGUUGAAAGUUUUCAUAAAACUUUGGAUCAAGGUACUGAAAACUUGGUUGAUGGUUGUCUAAAUCAGAAAUGA
Molecule: messenger RNA, 486 nt
Organism: Lactuca saligna
Lineage: Eukaryota; Viridiplantae; Streptophyta; Magnoliopsida; Asterales; Asteraceae
Source: the annotation of a GenBank genome assembly